Molecule: messenger RNA, 243 nt
Organism: Mesorhabditis belari
Lineage: Eukaryota; Metazoa; Nematoda; Chromadorea; Rhabditida; Rhabditidae
Source: the annotation of a GenBank genome assembly
AUGCUUUACUGGCUGUUAAGCAUUUGUGUGUUUAUUUUUGGAUGUCAACUUGAAACUCUAGCUGCGGAGCGGAGAUUUUUGCCAGCUCACAGAUUCGAUCGUUUCCCCGUGAGACCAACGUAUCAACAAAACACGAAAAGAUCGAUCAGAUAUCGAAGAGGUGGUGGAUAUGAUCGAAAUUGUUUCUUUUCGCCUGUUCAAUGCAUGUUGCAGUAUGGCCCUCAUCGUCAUGCAAGGACCGAA